Priapulus caudatus is the source of this 5751-nucleotide messenger RNA. RefSeq lists its product as uncharacterized. Bases 383 to 4123 code for a protein of 1246 amino acids. Gene Ontology annotation, biological process: signal transduction. The transcript has 26 exons. Lineage: Eukaryota; Metazoa; Priapulida; Priapulimorpha; Priapulimorphida; Priapulidae. The record is from RefSeq and is a predicted model, not a curated record. Gene Ontology annotation, molecular function: protein binding.
UGGCAUACCGUUGGCUUCUACUGUUGUUGGCUGCUAGUGUUGCGGAUGCUGUGUGUGCUGCACAUCUCUCACAGGCACUCCGUGUUUCAACCAUGUUUCGAAAGAGAUGUCACCAUUUAGAGUCACUAGCAGGUUUGCCAUGAUCAGGAAAUGGAUGAGCAGCUAACUGGUUUCCUGAUACCCACUGUUACUGUACUGGAUCGUGUUGGCCCUUGUAUAGGGUCACUAUUGAUAAACAUUAGUAGAACAGCAUGGACACAUGUAUAGGUUAUUCAGUGGAGUUAGCGCAAUGCCAUGCUUUCCCUAAUCCUACCUUUAGAUAUAUACAAGCAUACAGUGAAAGCCCGGCGGACAGCAGACCUGUGAUCGGCGCAGGUCGACCAUGCAGUUCCACGCGAAGCACGGCUCGGCGAUAGUGCUCGUCGACGGCAACACGCGCGCCAAGCGCACGCACGGCUUCUGCAAUGCCGUGACCUUCAGCAGCCGGCCGCUGGAGGUCGGCGAGUUUAUGUCGCUCGACGUCACGAAGACGACUCUGUGGAGCGGUGCCGUGCGGCUCGGCGUGACGAUACGCAAGCCGGACACGCUCGAGUGGCUGCCACGCUAUGCCGUGCCCGACCUGACGAGUCGGCCCGGCUUCUGGGUGAAGUCAGUGCGCGAGCAGUGGCUGAGUGACGGCUCGCGCAUCACGUUUGUUGUCACUGACGACGGCAACCUACAGCUGUUUGUCAACAACGUGCACAAGUCGACGCUGCUCUUCGGGCUGCCCGUGCACCAGCGGCUGUGGGCCGUCAUAGACAUCUACGGCAAUACGGACUCGGUGAGGAUCAUUGGCAAAGACGAGGCGCCCGUGGAGAUUGUCUCGCGAGGACGCGAGGCGAUGCGCGUGUUCCAGCACGCCUCCGCCUCGGGCACGACGCCCGUCCAUCGCACACGCAUCAUGAUAGUCGGACCUCACCGCGUCGGCAAGACGCGUCUCAAGAGCGCCAUGCUGGGACACAGGGAUAACACGGGUGCUCUCAGUACUGAUGAGAUUGACAUGUCAGCUAGCUGUGAGGUACUGCUUGAUGAUGGCGCUGCCGUGUGGCUCUCUCACAGCAAAGAUCAGCAUCCACUGCCUCCUGCCAAUGGAGUCACUAAGAAAUCUGUCAACGAACAAGAGGAAGGCCAGGAUGAAGAUUAUUCAAGGGCGGUGGCCACGAAUGUCGUCCAAGAGCUAAUCGCACUGAAACGGCAGAAGGAGGAAGAGAAACGGCAGAGGCUCGGCGAUUCUGAAUUCUCUAUCGACUCAGAAGAAGAGAAGCAGUUUCAGAUAGACGAUUACAAUCGAUUUGAAUCAUCCAGGUGGGAUCAGGAUAAAACGGAGAAAGAAGGGAUAGGUAUUAAAGCAGACAUGCUUAGGGAAUUACCUGACAGGGUUGUUGAGAUUGUUGAAGAGAUGCUUCAGGAAGGCAACAAGGACAGCAAUAAAUUGUUGAACGUAGAUGAUAAUAGACAGGAGAGUGACUGUAUUCUGCCGCAGUUGUCGAAGAAACUUUUGCUAAAAAUCUGGGACUUCUCUGGAGAAGCUAUACAUUACACCAUUCAGCAAGUGUUUCUAUCAGCACGAGCAGUUUACCUGGUUGUCUUUAACCUCACCUGUGAUCUUGACAAGCCUGCUGUCGUGCCGACGAGAAGGCAUGUCAAUGGAGAGGAAAUACUCGGCGAAGAGGCAAGCGAGCUGAGCAACCUUGACGCGCUCUGCUUCUGGCUGCACGCGAUCCACGUGAGCGCGUCGCGGGCCGACGCCGCGCGCGCCGCCGCCGCAGCCGAGGCGUACAGCCCGCCUGCUAUCAUCGUCGGCACGCACCGUCGCCAGCUCGCUGACACGGAGGUCGCCCGAUGCAACCUGGUUGAACAGAAAUUCAAGAGAAUACGAGAGCAGAUACGUGACAAGCCUUAUGCCAAGCAUGUGAUCAAUACCUUCUUUGACAUUGACAUCUGCGAUGAAAUAGACGAUCUAAUGAUUUCAAAGCUAAAGAGCCGUAUUGUGGACGUGGCCAUUAAAGAGCCAUACAUGGGUGAACAGAUUCCUUUAAAAUGGCUGAAAUUUGAGAGAGAAGUCACGCGACUGGUCAACCAGGGUGUCAACUACUGUUCGCUCCAUCAAAUGAGGGAGAUCGUUCAGGAGGAGGAGAUUGCACUCGAGGAGGACCUCGCGACGAUGCUCAACUUCUACCAUGACCUCGGCGUCGUCGUCUACGUCGGCGGCGUUGGCGCCAUCGACGACUGCCUCCGCAACACCGUCAUACUGCAGCCACAGUGGCUGCUCGACGUCUUCAGGCGCGUCAUCACGGUCACCGACCUCAAUGACCAGUGGCCACAUUUCAUGGAUUCAUGGGGGAAGCUUGAGCGUGAGGGAAUCAUAGAGGACCGUCUGCUAGACCAUAUGUGGGCUGACAUCAUAGAACAGAAGUCUGCACUCAUAGGCUUCAUGGAGAGGUUCGAUCUACUCUGUGAGCGGCAGCAACCUACCAAUCUAAUGGACGAAGAGGAAAAGGAUUGGGUGAAAAGCUACUAUGUGCCUUGUAGACUGCAACAGUGUCCGGACACUAAUGGCCUCACCACUGCCGGCAAACAUGAUGCCAUUUUCUAUUUAGACUUCAAUGGAUUCAUGCCAGAUGGCAUCUUUCAUCGCUUGCUAAUCAGAGCUGUGCGCUGGAGUCAGGAGAAUGGAGGGCGGGAGCCGAAGCUCUACUACCGCGUCGCACGCUUCUACGUCAACGACGAACACGACUUCGUGCUGGAGAUGUCCAGCUUGCAUUAUUCACGAAUAAAGGUGCUAGUGCUUCGAGUUGCCGUUCUGGAUGAUGAGGAGGAGCAGGAUAUGGAAGUUGGCACAGACAACCUUCCUCCCCCGAAACCCCACGCAUGUGCUGAGGUGCGCCGCUUCCUCGAGCUCGCACUGCAGGACCUGAAGAAGGUGUGGAUGUGGCGCAUCAGCUACCGCACGAUGGUGCAGUGCGGCUGCAGCCGCGAGUGCGCUCUGCACCGGCGCGCCGCCUGCACCGAGCAGUCCUGCGUGCACUUCCUGCCGCUGGACGACUGUCUGUCGAACAAGGUUGUGAGCUGUGAUCACCGCAGAAUUAAAACGGCACCUUUCAGAAAAAUUUUCCCCUCACCGACGCCAUUUGUAAAAGAUGGGCCCGUUAUUGAGGCCAUCAGCAAGGCUGUCAUAGCCCAGCAGGCAAGGAACACUGAGUCGGUCGUGACGGAUCUGCCGCACUGGGUGAGAGGGGCUGCGAAGAUGCUGAACGCCGCCACUCCGGGAGCCGACUGGUCCGCGCUUGCCAAGAAGCUCGGCUAUCGUAAGGAGAAGGUGCGUGACUUUGAGGAUGACAUCAACCCGGGUCUGGCACUGAUCGUCGACUGGGUGCAUCGCGGCGGCAACAACGUGGCGUGCGCGGACGUGCAGCCAGCUCAGGUGUUUCUCAGCUACUCCUGGGACGUGCAGGACCAGGUGAAGGUGCUGCGCACGCGUCUGGAGCAGGCUGGUUUCACCUGCUGGAUGGACCUCGGUCAGAUGGGAGGUGGAGACUACUUGUACAGCAAGAUAGAGUUGGCUAUCCGCGAUGCAAAAAUGGUAGUGUGUUGUAUCACUCCUAAGUAUGUGAGCUCAUACAUGUGCAUCAAGGAAGCGAACCUUGCUGACGUGCUUCGUAAGCCCACGAUCCCGGUCAUGUUCAAGAAAACACAGUGGCCGCCUCCUAACGGUCUAGCACUUGUCUUUCCCCAUCUCCUAUACAUAGACCUAUUCGGUCUUGGUGGCCACGGUGGAAGCGGCAUUCAUGCUGACUUUGAGGCUCGAAUGGCCGAGGUCAUUUACCAGGUGGCUCAGUACUCACAACCAGCGUUGCCAAGGAAACACCUAGCAGGCUAUAAACCUGUGCAUUUCGAGCUACAGGAGAAGAUGAAUGUAUUCAACGUGGAGGCUGCCACGUUUGUACGAGAUUCAGUGACCACAGCUUCGGUACAUGGCGAGGGAGACAUUCACGGGACAGGGAGAACGCUAACGCCUGUCACAGUGGGAGCAGGUAUACCGGUAGCUAACGUGCAACGAUGUACAGUCUGCGCUAUCUUGUAGUAAAAGUCAGUGUAAGUAGUGUCUUGUGCGGGGUUGUAGCAUACCCCAUGAAUCUCUCUGUCUCACUCUAUAUAUAUAUAUAUAUUAUACAUAGUAUCAUGAACAUUCCUGAACAUAUCUUUUUAAUACUACUGUAUUGGUAUGUUCAUGAUAGUUUGCCUAUGUUCAUACAUAUAUGUAGUAGCUAUGUUUGUUCUGCACGCCACUUCACUUCUUGGUGGUGGGGGACAAGAUUGAAACCUGAAGUAUCAAGUCUUCACUGAUGAGGACAGAGUAUAUAUUUACUCGGAGACGAUUAGUUAGAUGAGAAGAGACUUGAUUCAAAUAAAGUGCAUCUGUUAGAAUGCGCGAUGAUGAAGAUCUACACGUUAUUGACUGUGAUAUUGCAGAAUCAUCGCAGCAACCAAAUAAUAGGUCCUUCUGUUAAUAAUAGAUUCUGAAGACACUACCCGAUAUGUAUCUAAUUUUAUAUACACUUGCUGUUAUCGAGUAUAUUGUACUAAACCUGGCAUGCGCGUGCGUGGUGGUGUCCGUGUAAUAACCAGUACCAACUUGUCGUUUUGGGGGAAAAUUGGUGGCUCGUGAUUGUUGGAAUUUUAACACGCAUUUGGGAACUCUUGAAAAUGGGAUUGAAGGGAACCUCACAAAGAUCUUUUAAUAAACGUUUGCAAUCCAAUGUAUCCCGACCACAUAUUUUCUACUUUGAAAUGUUAUUUCAUAUAAACGUGUACAAUAUUAUUGAAGUUGAAUAGUGAAAUGGUGGAAUGAGGGGGUCUCCCAUUACAGACUACCGAUAACAGAUUUGUUGAAUCUACCUAUCAGUAAGAGGGAAUAUUCAAACUUGGAUUUUAAAUAUCAUGUAUUGACAUGUUUUGGGGGAAAAUUUCCUGUAACGUUAAUGACAAUGGCUGAAUUGAAAUAUCACCGUAGUGAGGUCCAGAGUGUGGUUAAUCAUAUACACGAAAUGGUGCGCUGCAAUCUCUACUGAGUAUUGUGUAAAUGCUUUUGCUGCAUUAAAGAAGUACCACGUAUGUGUAACUCAAAUGUAACAACAUGGUAGUUUAUAUCAACAAUAGCUUGCUUUUCUAUAGCUGAAUAAUUGUCACUAAUAUGUCCUUAUCUUCGGGAGACAGCCAGGCAAGGUUAUUUAAUCUGCCUUUACCUUACGUGAUACCACUUAUGUGCAGUUUUGCAUGAUUUUUAAACAUGUCGAUACUGGUGACAUUCUGUUCAAUUUCUGGGUAUCAAGAUUCUAAAACGGUGAUAAUAAUAUGGUUGUGCCAUAUGAAUUGUGUGUUGGGAUUUUGCAGCGGUUUUUGCUGACCAACUCGCAUCCAUCAUUUUAAAAUAAUUUACAACUUCCAAAUUUUGUGAAGCACGCCUUAGUAAUAUUUAGUGAUUACCACAUGGCCAGUAAAUACUUCUAUCCCCAACUUCGCCAGGUCCUCUGUAAGCAUAGGUAUUACUGGUUUUAUAAAAAAUUGAUGCCAGUGUGUGAUACUACCAAAUCAAAAGUAAGUGUUCUCAUAUAGCUAGCGAAUGAGCAAUGUUGUUGUAACAUAUUGCUGUACCGUACAUAUGAUCUAUCUCUGUACGUGUGUGUGUGUGUGUGUGUGUGCGUGCGUGCG